AUGGUGAGUGUUUUUCUACAAGCCCAGGAGGUUGACUACUUUCAGAAUAUGAUGUCUGCAAUGGGGAAACCGUUUGCUGAGGCCAUCAAGAUUGGUGAAAUGGUCGAGAACGGUCUGAAAACAGGGCGCACAUUGAGCCAGUCUACCAUAAGAGCUACAUCCCAAGAAAUUCAAAGCGGGUCUGGAGGUGUUGCGAACAGAAAGAAAAAGGAAGAAGUGGCAAUGGCGGCUUCAGGUCCAAGAAACCCCCGUCCACCCAGAAGUUAUUUCUCUCCACGUACCCCACAGCAUUAUUAUCCCCACCAGGAUGUGGCUUAUGCUAUGGCCCCCCAACCGUACGCAGUGAUGAACGCCCAGCCAUGCACUAGGCCACAACAACAGUUUAACCAAAACAGAGCUCCACCUCCUAGAAAUAACCCUCCCUACCAAGCUCAGUAUAAUCCCCGACCUCCACAGAAUAAUUUCCCUUACAAUGCCCGUGCUCAGGAACCACCCAAAAGAACAAAAUUCAUGCAUAUUGGUGAACCAUACUCUAGCCUUUUCCCUAAACUUGUACAAAUAGAUAAGGAGUUUGAUCCCGCCUUGAAAACUUUCAUUGCCAUCGCUAAUGUCGAAAAGAAACCAAAGGCUGCUCCAAAGCAAGACAAUGGGGAGAAUAAGAGUAAACCCACCCGUCAAAGUGCAGAAAAUACAAUGGAAACCAAAACUGGGGCAGUACCCCCAAACUAUGCCAUUCUUUAUGUUCCCCGGGGUCACAGGAAAGAACAAAUGACAUUGAGCCCUCCAAGAAGAUUCGAGCUGAACAAGGGACCUAAGAUGUACAUGCCUAAAGGGACCUAUGUGGUACGGGGGCCAGUAAUUUUACCAAGGUUGAAUGAGCCCGUGGUUAUUGGCUGCGCACCGCAGAAGCCCAUGACAGACCCCACUGCUGUCCCAUGGAGUUACAACAAGGCGGCAGUGACAUACAAGGGAAAAGCCAUCCUAGGGGAAGCAAAUGAAACUAACCUAGCUGAGAAAUACCUUAACCAUGAGGAUUUGAACAAAGCCAAGAAGAAGUGUUUCGCACUCAAGAAGCCCGUCAGUGCUGAGGAGGCCGAAGAAUUCUUCUGUAAAAUGAAAACUGCAGACUACGAGGUUAUAGACCAUCUCGGGAAAUCUCCUUCACAGGUCUCACUCCUGUCCCUACUGUUGAGCUCAACCGAGCAUCCAAAAGUGUUGAUAAAUACCCUCAAUGAAGCUUACGUUCCGAUUGAAACCAUCGUUGAACAACUGGAAAGGAUGGCAGAAAGAUUCUUCGCAAUCAACCAGAUCUCCUUUAGUAAGAAUGAUUUGCCCCCGGAAGGGGCCAGUCACAACAGAUCCCUUCAUUUGAUAGUAAAAUGUGAGGGGUACUAUGUGAAAAGAGUCAUGCUGGAUGGCGGGUCCGGAGUUGAUAUCUGCCCUCUCUCAACUUCGCAAAGAAUGGAGAUCGGGACUGAGAGAAUAAGGCCUAACAAUGUCUGUGUGCGUGGCUUUUAUGGUAUCAAGAGAGACACCAUAGACGAGAUCGACUUGAUUUUGACUAUUGGUCUUGAUUUCGAGGUGACAUUUCAGGUCCUGGACAUGGACACUUCUUAUAAUUUCCUCUUGGGAAGGCCUUAG
Molecule: messenger RNA, 1641 nt
Organism: Nicotiana attenuata
Lineage: Eukaryota; Viridiplantae; Streptophyta; Magnoliopsida; Solanales; Solanaceae
Exons: 2
Coding region: 1-1641 (546 amino acids)
Source: RefSeq, a predicted model, not a curated record